Molecule: messenger RNA, 5506 nt
Organism: Candoia aspera
Lineage: Eukaryota; Metazoa; Chordata; Lepidosauria; Squamata; Candoiidae
Gene: YEATS2
Product: YEATS domain containing 2
Exons: 32
Coding region: 221-4384 (1387 amino acids)
Biological process (GO): regulation of transcription by RNA polymerase II; chromatin remodeling
Cellular component (GO): ATAC complex; NuA4 histone acetyltransferase complex
Molecular function (GO): histone binding
Source: RefSeq, a predicted model, not a curated record
GGAGCUGAUGGCGGCUGCGCGCUGCAGGUGGUGGCCUCGCUGAGCGUUGGGUUGGUUAAUGCUAAGGGAUUGCCAGUGGCGGCCUUCCGGGGUUUUUUUAGCAAGCCGGACUAACUGGAAAAAUAAACUUGGUGAGGAAUCCAAGAAGCCUUCAUCCAAGGUGCAGAGACAUUAAAAGGAAAUCAGGUUUUGAUUUACACAUCUGAGUGAAGAAGACAAUAUGUCGGGUAUCAAGAGGACUGUAGAGGAGAUGGACCCAGACUAUGAAGACAUCUCAGUUGCACCUACAAAUAAACACCAUAAAGCAUCGGAACAAUCUGCUCGAGAUGCUGCGGUACAGAAGAUUGAGGCAAUUAUUAAAGAACAGUUUUCUGUAGAAAUGAAAAAUAAAGAACAUGAGAUUCAAGUGAUCGAUCAGCGGCUGAUUGAAGCAAGAAGAAUGAUGGAUAAGCUGCGUGCCUGCAUUGUGGCAAACUACUAUGCUUCUGCUGGACUCUUUAAAGUUGGAGAGGGAAUGAAGACUUAUGAUUCUAUGGUUUUUAACCAUCCAACCAUCAAGAAAUUUUUAGAAUCUCCAUCCCGAUCAUCCUCUCCUGCUAAUCAGGGCUCAGAAACCCUGUCAGUCAACCAUUCAGAGAGUGAAUCAUCUCAGCACAUGGAAUACAUGUUGGGAAAAGACAAUGGUAGUCUGGAUGUGGAAGAGAGAGGGCCAAACAAACUUGACUUGAGUCUGCGCAAGAAUACUGGACAGGGCAUUUCUGAUGUUUCAAGAGAUUACAAAGCAGGGCUGAGAAAUGCUGGUUUCUCAAAUGAAGAGCAUUCACGAUUAUUUGUAAAGAAAACAAUAGUUGUUGGUAAUGUCUCCAAAUACAUUCCUCCUGAUAAGAGAGAAGAGAAUGACCAAUCCACUCAUAAAUGGAUGGUGUAUGUAAGAGGUUCCCGACGAGAGCCAAGCAUUGAUCACUUUGUUAAGAAAGUCUGGUUCUUCCUUCAUCCCAGCUAUAAACCUAAUGAUCUUGUUGAAGUCAGAGAGCCUCCUUUCCACCUGACAAGGCGGGGCUGGGGAGAGUUUCCAGUGCGGGUUCAAAUUCACUUUAAGGACAGCCGAAACAAAAGGAUUGACAUCAUACACCAUCUAAAGUUGGAUAGAACAUACACUGGUCUACAGACACUAGGCGCUGAAACGGUUGUGGAUGUUGAGUUGCAUCGGCAUUCUCUUAAAGAAGAAUACCAGUCAUCAGAUUCUGAUCUUUCUGAUGCCCCCAACUCAUUGCAUUUGCCAUUAAAAAUGCCAGCACCUAUGAAAGCAUCUUCACCGAUAAAACAAGUGCAUGAAUCUGUCCCAGAAGCUUCUCUUGAAAAAGGGCUCAGUGCUGAAGCUGAAAGGCAUACAACCUUUUAUUCCCUGCCAUCAUCAUUAGAGCGGACUCCCACUAAGCUCACAAGUCAGAAAGUUGCUUUUGGCUCCCACAGCAACUCAGCUUUUCAGCCAAUUUCAGCCAGUUGCAAAAUAGUGCCUCAGGGUCAAAUCCCAAGCCCUGCUGAAUCUCCAGGCAAGUCUUUCCAGCCUAUCACCAUGAGCUGCAAGAUUGUAUCAGGUUCUCCAAUAUCAACCCCAAGCCCUUCUCCACUACCUCGUACCCCAACGUCCACUCCAGUGCACAUGAAACAAGGGGCUGGGACCCCUGUAGUUAGCAACCCUUAUGUUAUUGUGGACAAGCCUGGCCAGCCAGUUGGAGUAUCAAUCACAAAUGCAGGUAGCCCUGCAAGUAAGAUUACAAGUGUUUCCCAGUCCUCUCAUGGGACAGGUUCUCCAGUCUCAAAAAUCCAUGGAAGCAGUUUUGUAUCCUCUACAGUCAAGCAAGAGGACUCACUUUUUGCAGCCAUGCCACCUCUUUGUCCAAUUGGGAGUCACUCCAAGGUACAAAGCCCUAAAUCUGUGACAGGAGCACCCGGAACAUUUACAAAGGUGAUAAUAAAGCAAGAGCCUGGAGAAUUGCCCCAACAUUCUCCAGUGGCAUCAACCGGAACGGCCUCUCAGACCUCAGUGCAACAGUACGUGACUGUGAAAGGGAGCCAUGUGAUUGCCUUGUCACCCCAGAAACAGAUUGUGAGCACAGGAGAGGGAUCCACUUCAUCAAAGAUCAUUAGUGUUCCAGUUGGGUCUGCUUUACCACCAUCAGUCAAGCAAGCUGUUGCCCUUGGUGGAGGACAAAUACUAGUGGCAAAAUCAAGCCCUUCAGUCACAAGGGCAGUUGGUGGAAAACAAGUUGUAACCCAAGGAGUCGCCAAAGCUAUUGUGAGUGGUGGAGGAGGAACCAUUGUUGCUCAGCCUGUGCAGACUUUAACGAAAGCUCAGGUUCCAUCAACAGGAGUUCCAAAAACUGGAUCCCAAGGUUCAGUAAUGGCAACAUUGCAAUUACCAGCCACUAAUUUAGCCAAUUUGGCAAACCUACCUCCUGGCACAAAAUUGUACCUUACUACAAAUAGCAAGAAUCCAUCUGGGAAAGGAAAACUGCUACUUAUACCUCAAGGAGCUAUUUUGCGAGCCACAAAUAAUGCCAAUCAGCAGUUAGGCUCUUCAGCCAGUGGCGGAACCCAGAGUGCAAGCAGUGGUGUCUCUCAGCAUCUCACCUAUACAUCCUAUAUCCUUAAACAAACCCCACAGGGUACUUUUUUAGUUGGCCAGCCACCUCACCAGACUUCAGCAAAGCAGGUGACAUCAGGAACUGUUAUCCAAGGUAAUACAAGUGCUGGAACAUCAUCUUCCCAAGGACAUCAAGCACUGAAAGUAAUAACUGGACACAAAACUGCCACCUUAUUUGCACAGGCAGCUUCCAGCGGGCAAGCUUCACUCAUGAAAAUAUCAGAUAAUACACUGAAAUCUUUACCAGCAUCAUCACAGCUCUCAAAACCUGGCACCACUGUGCUGAGAGUGUCAGGCGGGGUGAUCACUUCAGCAACAACUUCAGCCGUGACACUUGCAUCGAAUGGUGUUCCACAGCAAACAGACAGCACAAGUUCAAGCUCCCCUUCAGCUGCAAGCCCUGUCGUGAAGGCAUCUGGGCAGCAGCAGCAGGUUGUUGCCAAUCACGGGCAAGCAGCAUCAGUCGCACCUAGUAAAACAAGUUCCUCCGCAGUUGUAAGCAUUGCUUCUUGGGUCACCACCCCAGCACCAGUAUCUGCAAAAACUGCGGUAUCAGGGCUGCUAAAGAUCCACUCCAGUCAGAACAGCCCACAACAGGCUGUUUUGACAGUACCCAGUCAACUCAAACAACUUGGUGUAAGCACUGCUUCUGGAGGAGUCCAAACUAUACUGAUGCCUGUGAACAAAGUGAUACAGUCGCUUUCUUCCAGCAAAGCCGCUGCUGUUGCACCCAUGACCACAACCGGUGUAGUUGUUCCAAGCACUCCUGAAGUGACUGUUACAAAAGUUAAGCUGGAGCCUGAUUCAACAGGGCAGAGCUGCAGUGCCCCAGUCUCCCAAGAUGCUCAGGCAACAAUAAAAACGGAGGAGAGUUCCAAACUUGGAAAUUAUUCCAUUGGGGCAAAAUAUUUAGACAACCUCCAGCAACUUUUAACAGCAGUCGUCAAGAAAGUUCCAUUGAUUGCUGAGAGAACUGAGGAUGCCAAUCCUUUCUGUGCCAGUUCUGUGGAACAAUAUUAUACCUGGAAUAUUGGAAAACGGAGAGCUGCUGAGUGGCAACGAGCCCUGACAAUUCGGAAAAUCCUUCAAGAAAUUACAGAAAAGUACCCUAAAUUUCAGAGCAUUGUCCCUCUGAAGACAAAGCAGGUUGUACAUUGGUGUCGCUUCCAUGGUUAUACACCACCUGAUCCAGAAGCUUUUAGGAAUGAGGACUCCAUAGAGGAUGUGCUGACACAAAUAGACAAUGAGCCAGAAUGCUCAUCUUCUUACACCACUGGGGAAGAGCUGUGUCAAAAGCUUAGAGAACUAGAACAGUUCCUCAAACAAGAAUCAGACAAUGAUGAGGAAGUGGACAUCCUUAACAUUACUGAGCCUCUGAAAGUAAACAUUAAAAAGGAACAGGAAGAGACACAAGAAGAGGCCAAAUUCUAUUUAGCACCACAGUCUGCAUCUGAGUUUGUGCGUGAGACUGCUCAACAGAUAGGAAUUUCCUUUCCACCUGUGGAACUUCACAAAAAUAUCUAUGCAUCUGUAAUAGAAGAUAUGAUUUUAAAGGCCACAGAACAAUUGGCCAGUGACAUUCUAAGAGAAGCCCUGGCGAUUGGCUACCAAGCAGCUCCUCGGAACAGGAUUCCAAGAGAGAUCACGAUGAUGAACAUUCACCAAGCUAUCUCUAACAUUCCCUUUCUGGACUUCCUUACAAACAAACAUAUGGGAAUAUUGAAUGAUGAACAGUGAUAUGGACUGAAAAGCUACAUAAAGGCUUCAAUAAAGACGAUGGCCCAAAUUCCUUGUGUCCAGAUGCCUGUUUGCAUUGUAGAGACGAAGUUAACUUGAAUGCUACAAAUCAGUGUUUCAACCAAUGUUUUUAUUUUUAAAAAUAGUUUUUUUAAUAUUUUUUUAAAGAAAACACUUUUUUAAAUCAGUUUUAUGUUCACCUGCCUGCCAGAUAUUAGUAGUAGCUGGUUCUGAGUCAGUAUGCUGUGAAAGUUAAGAUAGUAUACCAUGACUUAAGUUGCACGUGUUGUGCUUUAUCAUGGAAAUUACUUACCAUAGAAGGUUUCCAGUAAUACAUUCUGCAGUUUAAUACAAGCCGUGGAUAUGGACUGGCAGCCUCUGGGGUUGAGAUUAAAUGGCUAAGCACAGUGAUGGACUAGUUCAGUUAUAAUAAUGAACUAUAGUUUACUGCUAAAGGAACAAGUCUGGCCUUUCCUUAGGUUCAUAUAUUUCUCUACUGUAAACUGGCAUGGUCACAAGAAGACCUUAGAGCCUUUCACUGCAGUUUGUCAUAUCAUCUUAACUGGACUUAAUCCUGUUAAAGUAACAAAACUUGAGCAAAGUCUUCUGUUGGGAAUAGGGUGAGAUAUUCUCAAAGUUGACUAAACUGAAAUUGACUUCAAGUGGUUAUACUAUAUCUUCACUGAAAAGCUGUCAGGAAGCUUUCUUUGCUGAAAAGAAAUCUACACAUAAAACUACGUAUCUUAAACCAGUGAUAAUAUAAUAAAAAUAACCUGGUGUUCUGAAUUAACAAAGGAGCUAUUUAUCAAAUCAAACCCUUCAAAGUGUGUGGUAUUUCAGAUUUGACUUGUGGUUUGGAUAUACUUUCCCUUCAUUUGGAAAGUGAGAGGUUUGCUAUUACAUUAGACUGACAUACAAUAUUAUAAUAACUGUUUUAACCUCAUUGAAUGAAACAGCCUAAUUCUACACCCCAGAUGCUUUUUCCUAAUCUAGAAUAGGCCCUUCAAAUUACUUGAAGACUAUUUUUGUCCACAUUGAUUACCAAUUUAAACCCUUAUCGUAUGUACUAUAAUGUAUAAUUGUGUGAUAUACCUUUACAAUAAAUCUUUAUUAAGUACAGUA